AGUGCUCUGAGACUGUCACCUGUGCAGCCACAAGAACCUGGAAUUCCAUGUCCUAGAGUCGCUCCAGUGCUUCACAUUUUGUUACACAUGAUGAGUCAAAAGACAGGAAAUACAUCUGGAGGUCUUGCAAAUGGAGAAGGGUUUUUACUGAACCCCUCAGGACAAACACAGCUUGUCAUUGCUACUGUGGAAGUAGCCUUCAUGAUGAUAACACUGGCAUUAAGACUUCCUCAGACCUAAACCAAGAUAUUUAUAUCCUGCACCUCACUGAAACAGCGCUGUGCCGAAUUCAUGGAUCCCACAAACUUGCAUGGAUCUGAUUUCUCUCUUGUACAGCCAGUCCAUUGACCUGAAAGACCUUACAGCUAUAGUCAUCUGUGAGGCAAGACCUCCUUGGCCUUUGGAAGGGAAAAGACACACAUCUUAAACCCAGGUGAAGACUAGAGAAGAAAAUGUCAGCUGCUCCCGGCCAUUAUUACCCCCCUUGCUGUGCUCUGGGAACCUGGAGAAAAGGUGUUUCCACCAUUGAAAUGACAGCACCCGAUUGAAGGGAGCAGCAGCAACCCUGAAACAAAAUACAGUGACUAUGGAUGGCAAAAAAGACCAUCCUGAACUAACUCUGUGAAGAAGUGUACAGGGAAGGCCAAACUAACAAAUUGCAGAGAGCAUGGGCUGGAGAAAAAAGCCAUCAAGCAGACAGCUACCAAGGAAGAGACUGUCAGAAAGGUGGAAUGGGGACCACAUGCUUCUCAACUAACAACUUUAGAAGUGCCAUCUCCAAAAGACUCAUCAGGGACCUUGUCUCAGAGGUAAAGGAGCCUUUCUUUUAAACUUUUCAGUUCUGCCUCAGUAGGGUAAUUUUAUCUUAACACUGGCACUCUACAGAGUUCCCUAUGGAAUAUCUUGAAGCUACACAAACACAAAUCCUAGAGAAACAAUAUUUAGUUUUCAAAGACAAUUGAAAUAUUUUUAAGACCAACCACUGUUUUGGCCCAGGGUAUGUACUUUCUGCAUGGCAAUCUCCAAUUUGUACCAGAUGCAAAGGUAUUUACUACACAUACCCAAAACUGUUCAAGUUCCUUUGUCUUUGUGUUCAGCUAACCUCAACUUCCAUUCCACAUAACUUACUUCACCUCAAUUAUGUUUCUUGGAAUAACAUUGAAUUUUGGUCAGUUCAUUGUUGGCUCUGUUUGUCUUUGGUGCACUGUGCCUUACAGGGUUGGCUUGAAGCAUAAAACACUGUGGAGAAGGAAUCCAAUAUGGUAAUACAAUCAUUUGCCUACUACUGCAGGAACAGUUUCCAUUAUAGCCCCUAUUUUUUACACUCUCCUAACUUUCCAAAACACUCACCUUUAGAGAUGGAGUUUUCCAUGCUUGGAGUUUGCCUGAAGGUUAAAUCUGCCUGCAUGAAUAAAAGUUUUAGUAAAGACAUCUAGUCACUUCUAUGUUAUGGGAGAGUGGAAAAAAAACCCUAAAUUUUUUCCAGCUUGGGAAGAAAAAUAUCUAACCACAAUUCUGAGAAGGGCAACAGCAAAUCUGCUGAGGGUUGAAAUUUGACAGGCACAAUCAGUGGAGAGCCCAGUCAUAUGUUAUGGACUUUGCUCUUUGAACUCAUCUCCAUGUUCCUUGUGUCUAUAGGGAGCAUUUUGUGUUCAACAGCCUGCAGGAUAAGAGCACAGCCAACCAGCCACUCCAACUGCCAGCAACUAAUUCCUGUUCCUUUUUUCUCAUGUAAGCACAAAAUCAGGAUCUCUGUUCCCAAGGGUCUAGAAAUGCUAAAGUUAAACAUCUAAUAGUGUUAACUCAGUCUUUUGAAAUGUCUAUAAGAUUGUGAGUAAAGGAGUUGUUUGUCCAGUUAAACAAGAAGGACUGACUGGUAUUAAAAGAGUUGGCAUCUUUUUUCUGCUAUCACUUUUAAUUUUCCUGCUUAAAAAGUCUACCUGAUCUCUGUGAAGGGCUUGGAGCUGUAGUAACUUCUGGAUCCGACCUGAAAUACGGUUAAAAAGGUAACUAUCUUGUGACUAGAGCUGGUUAUUGGAUUAUUACCUGCAUGAGGAAGUUGUCUAGUUUAACACCAAGCCAUUAAGAAAAAAGGGAAAGAAAUCAAUGUUUCCAUAAGAGCAACUUCUUAGCUAACACAUUAGGAACUCUAAGAAAUAACACCUAAGCUAGAAGCUGUGAAGAGGCUAUGUGCACACACUGUGCAAGUCAAAAAAGCCAGAAAGAACACCAUCGUUGUUGAAAGUGCAAGCUGCAUUCACAGAGAUCUCACCGGCAGAGAGACUACAUGGAGGCCGACGAAGCUAGGCUUGCUCAGGACCAAGAGCAAUUGCAAGCUGUAGGUGAGAUAAAGGUGCAGGUUUUGUCACCAUUUUGGGACGUCAGACAUGCAUGGGGAACCUUCGAAGCUUUAAAAUUAAACGUCAUGCUUCUACUGCUAGAAAGACACUUUUAGGUCACCUACAUUAAUGAACAGUCGUAAGCAAUUGGUCAGAAAUUAGUAGCUUAUUGCAUCAGUGGAAGUGCUAAAAAGUUGCAGCUAGGAGGUCUGGCAGGAGCCUUGACACUAGGCAUGUGCAUGGUGAGACUGGAGAGGGGAAUGUCCCUGCAGCUAUGAAGCCAAAUGCUUUCAAUAAGUGUCCUGGUUUCAGCUGUAACAGCUAAUUUUCUUCCUAGUAGCUGGUGCAGUGCUGUGCUUUGGCUUUAGUCUGAGAACAGUGCUGAUAACACUGCACCCUAGGAAUUACUGCAGUAACUCCAGAGCAAAAGCAGUGAAUGAACAAAUCUUCAUUCUUGGCUGUUAUCACUGCCCCUGGCUGUAUCUGCAUUGCUCUUUAGAUGCUCUAGUAAAGAACUAGAGCACCCUAUCUGUCUCUUUGUAUGACAUUCCAUAGUGUAUGGCAUUUCUCCCAUAAAUCUCUGCAGCAUUUCAGUCAAGCCCCCCUUAAUACUUAUCCUCAGUCUCAACUUACCUGCCUCAUGCAUAUCCUUUUAGCUAACCAUGCUAGAGUGUGAGGCUAGGCUAGAUGACCUCCAGAAGUCACCUCCAACCUGAAUUAUCCUGUGGUCCCAUGACCACAUUGCAGAGAAGGCCUGCCAUCUGAUAUGUGUGUGGCACAGCAGAUUACUGCAGUGUGGCCAGUAUCACUGUGGAGGUCAACACAGCCAUACACUGGAUGUAUUGUUCUUCUGUUCCUGCUGUCCAGGACAUAGCAAAGCACCUUCCCACUUUUUGAGCUCAUAGGCAGAAUGUGUGGUGUCCUACAUUGUCCCCUGAAUAUGAAGUCACAAAAGGUUUGGUUGUACCUGUGCCUCUCUUGGUCACUCCACGUGGCCCUUGAGCACCCCAAUCAGAAGCUCUGACUGUGUGUGUUGUUCUAGUGCUUCCUGGAAGUUCUCUGCCCACCAUCUGCACCAAGUUUUUACUCUCUCGACUGCUGACACAAGAUAUCAGUCUCCAGGAUGUGAUGAUCUCUGUCUUCAUCAGUGCUGUGUGACCCUCUGCAGCCUCCACCCAAAUGACCCUGGGGAGUUCAGCCACAUCCUGAGCUCCUGCCAAGUGUAUCUUUGGGUGCCUGAGAGCUGCCUGGGAGAUAAGCUGGGCGCAAGACCUGGGACACCUUCCACACCAGCCUGUCCUAGAGGGUGAUGGCCUGACAGUCAACUUGAAAAGCAGCAGACAAACCCAGGGACAGAACUGUUGAUUUCACUAUUGUUAAGCAAAUGUAGCCGUAACUUGCAAGGAUGACUGAGAUACAAAACUUCACUUGGGCAGUAGAAGAUAUUUUCAAGGAAACUUUUCUCACUUACAUGAACGGCUGGAGGAGAAACAUGACAGAAGCAGCAGAUAAAUUGCAAGCCAAGGUUGAUGCUGAAAACUUUGACUAUGUUAUUCUCUAUUUAAUGGUGAUGAUUGGGAUGUUCUCCUUCAUUAUUGUGGCAAUCUUGGUGAGCACUGUGAAGUCAAAGAGGCGAGAGCACUCCAAUGAUCCUUAUCAUCAGUACAUCGUUGAGGACUGGGGCGAGAAGUAUAAAAACCAGGUUCUGAAUAGAGAAGACCUCAAGUGUAUGAUCCAUGAAAACCCAGGUGCAAGGGACAAAACAAGCCCUGGAUCACCUUGACUUUUUGAAAACAUCUGCAAUGAGGAAAUCAUAAAGCCACGUGCAUGGAACUCACUGGAAUUACAAACAGAUGUGAAACUGUUCACUAAAUUAACAGACAGGACAAUCUGAAACAGAGCGCUGAGGAAAUCAACAUUACUGCUUCCCAUGAGGACUCUGGCAUGGCUGCUCAGGGAACACCCAAGAAAACUGAAUUAUUGUGCUUUGCUUUGAUACUCUGUUCUUCAGGAGAAUAAAACCAAGAGAAUGAGCAAAUUAA
Melopsittacus undulatus (budgerigar) is the source of this 4381-nucleotide messenger RNA. RefSeq names its product potassium voltage-gated channel subfamily E regulatory subunit 2 (gene KCNE2). The transcript has 7 exons. Bases 3745 to 4122 code for a protein of 125 amino acids. Gene Ontology annotation, biological process: ventricular cardiac muscle cell action potential; regulation of ventricular cardiac muscle cell membrane repolarization; potassium ion export across plasma membrane. Gene Ontology annotation, cellular component: membrane. NCBI's taxonomy places the organism in Eukaryota, Metazoa, Chordata, Aves, Psittaciformes, Psittaculidae. The record is from RefSeq and is a predicted model, not a curated record. Gene Ontology annotation, molecular function: delayed rectifier potassium channel activity; transmembrane transporter binding; voltage-gated potassium channel activity involved in ventricular cardiac muscle cell action potential repolarization.